AUGAGUUUGAUUUCAGCUAUUAAAACUCCUGCUACAACCACCCCUGCAAAAGCAGCAAUCAUCUUCUUACACGGUCUUGGUGACUCUGGAGACGGAUGGAGCUUUUUACCACAAAUUAUCAACCAAACAAAAUUGAUCCCCACAGAUGUGGCAAACUCCAUCAACUACGUAUUUCCCAACGCACCACAGAUCCCCAUAACUGUCAAUGGAGGUAUGAGAAUGCCAGGCUGGUUUGACAUUUACGAGUUUGGUAACCCCAAUGCCCGCCAGGAUGUAGUUGGCUUUUUCAAAACAAUCACCGAUGUCGUUAAGGAAUUGAUUGACGAACAAAUCAACAAGUACAACAUCCCAGCAGAAAAAAUCAUCAUUGGCGGAUUCAGUCAAGGUGCCGCCAUCUCAUUGGCAACAUUGGCAACAUUAAACUUCAAGAUUGGCGGAGUUGUUGCCUUAUCGGGAUUCUGCUCUCCACCAGUAGCUGAAGAAUUGGAGAAAAAAUACUUGGUAAGUGACGUCAACUUUAACACACCAGUUUUCCAAGGCCACGGCACUGCUGAUCCAAUUAUUGCAUACGACUUUGGUAAAAAGACUAGUGAAUACUACAAGACAAAGUUGGGCUUCAAAAACUUGCAAUUCCACACUUACAGCGGAGUAGCACACAGCGCUAGCGAGGAAGAAUUGGUUGAUGUCGUCAAGUUCAUCAAGGACAUUAUCGCAAAGUAA
Molecule: messenger RNA, 720 nt
Organism: Lodderomyces elongisporus
Lineage: Eukaryota; Fungi; Ascomycota; Pichiomycetes; Serinales; Debaryomycetaceae
Product: palmitoyl-(protein) hydrolase
Exons: 1
Coding region: 1-720 (239 amino acids)
Biological process (GO): protein depalmitoylation
Cellular component (GO): cytoplasm
Molecular function (GO): carboxylic ester hydrolase activity; palmitoyl-(protein) hydrolase activity
Source: RefSeq, a predicted model, not a curated record